CGUCCGCGUCUGGAGCUAUAGAUUGGUAAUAAUACAUCUUUCUCCCUCCCCCAACAGGCAGGUGGACUUCAAUUGCGUGGUGCAGGUAUUAUCGUUCCCGAUUAACUGACUAUUUUCAGGGACAUCGAGCUCUCGACAAUUUCAGCUUCUUCUUUUUUUCAUCAGUGCAAUGGAGACAGAGAUUAACAAAGCACCAUUAUAUUUCGAUCUCAACACUGGAGCUAAGAUCCCAUCUGUUGGUCUGGGGACAUGGAAGGCUUCUCCUGGUGUUGUCGGCCAAGCUAUCAUUGCCGCUGUCAAGGCUGGUUACAGGCACAUUGAUUGUGCCCGUGUCUAUGAUAACGAGAAAGAGGUCGGGGAUGCAUUGAAGGAACUGUUUUCAUCGGGGGUGGUGAAGCGCAGUGAAUUGUUCAUUACAUCUAAGCUAUGGUGCAGUGACCACGCACCUGAAGAUGUCUCAAAGUCUUUGAGCAAAACUUUACAAGACCUUCAACUCGACUAUAUUGAUCUGUAUCUGAUUCACUGGCCAUUUCGCACAAAGCCUGGUAGCCGAGGCUGGGAUCCAGAAGUCAUGGCUCCCCUGUGCCUUCCAGAAACAUGGGCGGCAAUGGAGGGCUUAUAUGCAUCUGGUCAGGCACGUGCCAUUGGGGUUAGCAACUUCUCAACCAAGAAGCUGGAGGACCUGCUCAAGUUUGCAAAAGUACCACCUGCUGUCAAUCAGGUAGAAUGCCACCCUGUCUGGCAGCAACCUGCCCUCCACAACCUCUGCAAGUCUACUGGAGUUCAUCUCACGGCAUAUUCCCCUUUAGGAUCUCCUGGCUCUUGGGUUAAAGGAGAAAUUUUGAAGGAACCCAUUUUGAUAGAAGUUGCUGAAAAACUUAACAAGUCACCAGCACAAGUGGCUCUGUGUUGGGGCAUUCAAAGUGGUCACAGUGUUCUUCCCAAAAGCGUGAAUGAAUCUAGGAUCAAGGAAAAUUUAAGCUUGUUUGAUUGGUGCAUACCUCCUGAGCUCUUCUCGAAAUUAUCAGGCAUCCACCAGCAAAGGCUACUCCGAGGGGAUUUUGCAAUCCACGAAACUUGUAGUCCUUACAAGAGCCUUGAAGAACUGUGGGAUGGUGAAAUAUGAGACAACACGUUACUCUUUGAUAUUAGUCUAAACGGAUAUCAUUUUUGAGGACAUUGAUUCAUCAGCACAGGUGAGCAGCUAAAUCAGAUACAGGGGAAUCCUGGUAAUCUGGCAAUAGAUAGUACCAUGAAAUAAUGGUGGAAAAAACAAAUGAGUUCUUUUCUAUAUUCUGUUAGUUUUGUCAAUGCAUUUGUUAAUUCUUUCAGGAUACUGUUAUCUUCAUCCCUCUGUGUUCUCUUUUUCUAAAAUCAUAAUGAAUGAAUCAUUUGAUC
Rubroshorea leprosula is the source of this 1398-nucleotide messenger RNA. Lineage: Eukaryota; Viridiplantae; Streptophyta; Magnoliopsida; Malvales; Dipterocarpaceae. The record is from the annotation of a GenBank genome assembly.